Haliotis rubra (blacklip abalone) is the source of this 9023-nucleotide messenger RNA. RefSeq names its product myosin-10-like. The record is from RefSeq and is a predicted model, not a curated record. Gene Ontology annotation, cellular component: myosin complex. Gene Ontology annotation, molecular function: cytoskeletal motor activity; ATP binding; actin filament binding. Lineage: Eukaryota; Metazoa; Mollusca; Gastropoda; Lepetellida; Haliotidae.
AUCACAGCACUCGUACCAAGUCGCGCACAUUGUGCUACCGGAACCUGAGAGAGGGUCCCGAGCCAUAAUGACAGUUUGAAAUUAACAGCGAUUUGGAGGAAGGACAUACAAUUCUGUGAAACUGUGCACAUUUGGGAUUUGUAUUUACUGUGGUGUUGCUUGUUGUUCGUGUACGUGAGUUGUUUGCAGUGUUGAUACUUAGCCGGAACUCUCCCACCAGUGUCCAAAAUGGCGGAGGACUCGUUUGCUGGAUUAAGCGCGCAGGAGUUGCGAUACCUGGCCAUAGACAGAAAUAUAGUCAAUGAUCCAUCUUUACAAGCGGAGUGGUCAGCGAAAAAAUUAGUAUGGAUCCCCGACGAGGCCCAUGGAUUUGUAGCAGCCGUUGUAAAAUCAGAAAAAGGAGACCAGUUCGAAGUAGUGGUGGAAGAAACUGGGAAAAAAUCGCUCGUCCACAGAGAUGAUGUUCAGAAAAUGAACCCACCAAAAUUUAAUAAAGUCGAAGACAUGGCCGAAUUGACGUGUCUUAAUGAAGCAUCUGUACUUCACAAUUUGAAGGACAGGUAUUACUCAGGCUUGAUAUAUACAUACUCUGGACUUUUUUGUGUGGUUGUGAAUCCAUAUAAAAAACUGCCAAUCUAUACAGACAAAGUGAUAGAAUUGUACAAAGGGAAGAAGAGACAUGAAGUGCCCCCUCACGUUUUUGCUAUUGCUGACACAGCAUACAGGAGUAUGCUCCAAGAUCGGGAGGACCAGUCUAUUCUCUGCACUGGUGAAUCAGGAGCUGGUAAAACUGAAAACACAAAGAAAGUGAUCCAGUAUUUGGCCUAUGUUGCUGCAUCUAACCGCACCCAAAGGAGCUCCGUGUCCAACCUACAUGUGCCGAACAAAGAGUUCAACCUUGGGGAACUGGAGAACCAGCUGCUGCAGGCCAACCCCAUCCUUGAGGCUUUCGGCAAUGCCAAGACCAUCAAGAACGACAACUCUUCUCGAUUUGGCAAAUUCAUCAGAAUCAACUUUGAUUCAUCUGGUUACAUAUCCGGUGCCAACAUUGAAACAUACCUGCUGGAAAAGUCGAGAUCUGUGCGACAAGCUGAGAAUGAGAGGAGCUUCCAUAUGUUCUAUCAGUACCUCAAUGCAGCCACGCCUCAACAGAGGAAGGAGUUUCUGCUGGAGGACAUCAGGAACUACAGAUACCUCACUAAUGGCCACAUGCCUGUCGGCGGCAUUGAUGACGUCCUGGAGUUCCGCAGCACCGUUGAAGCCAUGACCAUUAUGGGCAUCAACGCAGAGGACCAGUCAGCUGUUUUCCGAGUGGUAUCUGCUGUGCUUCUGUUCGGCAACAUGCAGUUCAAGGCAGAGAGGAACUCUGACCAAGCCACCUUGCCUGAUAACACUGGUACUUCAGCUUUCUCCCCCCGCACCAUCAAGUCCAGACGUGCUGAUUACAUGUUCUACACGUCCUUACUUCAGGCGGGGGGGGACAUUUGGGGUCAGGAGCCGCCUAAAGACAAAGAUAAAAAAACAAAGAAAAAGAAGGCUUCGGCUUCCUCUCUUUCGGGGGAUGCUCCUAAACGGGCGAAGGGUACGGGGCCUCCGGCUCCUUCACCUGCCAUCCCCUCAACAUCACAGGCACCUUCCCCCCCUCCUGUCCCUGUUUCUAACCAGCUAACAAUUGAUUUACUUUCUGAUAUAUUGCAGAAGCAGAUGGAUUCGGUCCACACUCUCGUGGCUGACGCGAUGGCUGGCCUCCGACAGGAGAUUGGUGUCCGACCAGGUACGGGUGUGUGUGUCGGGUCUAUGGCGGGCAGUGCUCCCAACCUCAGCUUAGGCUCUGGUGUGGGGGUUUCUGUCGGGGUGCGCCGGCCCGAAGCCUCGCCUCGCUUGCUGGCCACCCUCCGCUGUAGUAAUCUGAUACCGGCCCGAGCCUUGGCUCGGAGCUCUCUGGAAACAGAGACCUCACUCAUUGAGGAUCGAUUCGAGGAGGCUAUGGAGGAGGAUGAGGGUCGGGAGGAGUUGGGUACGCCUUUGGUUUCGGCUGCGCCCCUGAGGCAGGUACGGGAGCCGCAUUGCUUCUGUCCUGCCCCAGGUAGUGGUCAGUACUGGCGCAUCUCGACCCUCAGGGAGUUUCGGCCCCAGGGAGGCUUUUGCUCCCACCAAGGUUCAAGGCCGCGGUGGUCCGCCCUCGAGAUGGACAACCAGACGGCAAUGACCUACAUCCUGAAGCAGGGCUGCACGGUUUCCGCCUCUUCUGCAGGAGGCAUGGCAGUUUCUGCUCUGGUGCCACCAGUUCGACAUACCGUCUCGUUAGAAGCCGGUUUAGCCGCCUACUAUCCGGGCUACUCCACGGCAAUCUCUGCCUUCCAUAUCCCUGCCGACGGUGCUCUCUUUGGGGCAGCACCUCUCCAAACAUUUUGUGUGUUUCAGAUGAACUCCUUUGAACAACUGUGCAUCAACUACACCAAUGAGAAACUGCAGCAGUUGUUCAACCACACCAUGUUCAUCCUGGAGCAGGAAGAGUACCAGAGAGAAGGCAUUGAGUGGAAGUUCAUUGACUUUGGUCUUGAUCUGCAGCCCACUAUUGACCUUCUGGAGAAGCCGAUGGGUAUCCUGGCUCUUUUGGAUGAAGAGUGUUGGUUCCCGAAGGCCACAGACAAGACGUUUGUUGAGAAACUGACUGCCCAGCACACUGGUCACCCGAAGUUCCACAAACCUGACUUCAGAGCAGAUGCUGACUUCUCCCUUGUUCACUAUGCUGGCAGAGUUGACUACCAGGCUGCCAACUGGCUUUUGAAGAACAUGGAUCCCCUCAAUGAAAAUGUGGUGUCAUUGAUGCAGGCUUCCUCUGAUAACUUUGUAACAUCAAUCUGGAAAGAUGCUGAGAUUGUUGGGAUGGGAGCAGCGGCUGCUGUGGACACCAUGUUUGGGUCUCGGACACGCAAGGGCAUGUUCCGUACCGUGGGUCAACUGUACAAGGAGCAGCUAGCCAAGCUCAUGGCCACCCUGAGAAACACCAACCCCAACUUUGUCAGAUGUAUCAUUCCCAAUCAUGAAAAGAAGGCUGGAAAGAUAGACUCUCCCCUUGUGCUGGAGCAGCUGAGAUGUAAUGGUGUCUUGGAGGGCAUCCGAAUCUGUCGUCAAGGUUUCCCCAACAGAAUCCUGUUCCAGGAGUUCCGACAGCGAUAUGAGAUCCUCACACCCAAUGCCAUCCCACGAGGAUUCAUGGAUGGCAAAAAGGCUGUGGAGAAAAUGAUCAGUGCCUUGGAGUUGGAUGGGAACUUGUUCCGUGUCGGUCAGAGUAAGAUCUUCUUCCGUGCUGGAGUGUUGGCUCACCUGGAGGAGGAGAGAGACCUCAAGCUCACAGACAUCAUUAUCCAGUUCCAGGCACUGGCCAGGGGACUUUUGGCCAGAAGAAACCACAUGAGACGUCUGCAGCAGAUCAAUGCUAUCCGUGUGAUUCAGAGAAACUGUGCUGCCUACCUCAAGCUGAGGAACUGGCAGUGGUGGAGACUUUUCACUAAGGUGAAGCCGCUGCUGCAGGUGACAGGGCAGGAAGAGAAACAGAAGGUGGUGGAGGAGGAGCUGAAGAAGGUCAAGGACAGUUUUGAUAAACAGAAGCAGGAUUAUGAUGAGGUCGAGCGUCGCUAUGCACAGAUCAUUGAGGAGAAGAACAUCCUGGCUGAACAGCUAGAGGCUGAGAGUGCCAUUUGUCAAGAGGCUGAAGAGGCACGAGCUCGGCUUGCUGCUCGGAAACAAGAACUGGAGGAUGUCUUGCAUGAUAUGGAGCUGCGUAUUGAAGAGGAGGAAGAUCGAUGCAAUGCUCUCGUGGAUGAGAAAAAGAAAUACAACCAGACGAUACAGGAUCUGGAAGAACAGCUGGAGGAAGAGGAACAGGCUCGGCAGAAACUGCAGUUGGAGAAGGUGACAAAUGAUUCCAAGGUGAAGAAGAUAGAGGAGGACAUGGCAGUAGCUGAGGACAUGAAUCAGAAACUGUUGAAGGAACGCAAACAGAUGGAAGAGCGUAUGAAUGACGUUCAAUCACAGAUGGUGGAAGAGGAGGAGAAGGCGAAGCAGCUGGGCAAGCUGAAGAACAAGUAUGAGGCCAUCAUUGCAGAUCUGGAGGAAAGGCUCCGCAAGGAGCAGCAGGCUCGCCAGGAGCUGGAGAAGAUCAGACGAAGGCUUGAGUCCGAGCUGAAUGACCUGCGUGACCAGCUGAAUGAGAAAAGGCAGCAGGUUGAGGAUUUGCAGACCCAGCUCAGCAGACGUGAGGAGGAGGUGCAGCAGGCCCUUCAGAAAACUGAUGAGGAGUCCAUAACAAGGUCGAACAUGAACAAGCAGAUCAGAGAAUAUCUGAACCAGGUUCAGGAACUGCAGGAGGACCUGGACUCUGAGAAGGAGAGCAGAAAUAAGGCAGAGAAACAGAAGAGGGACCUUAAUGAGGAACUGGAGGCUCUGAAGACAGAGUUUGAGGCCGAGUUGGACAGCACAGCAGCUGCUGUGGACUUAAGGAACAAGCGUGAGACUGAAAUCAAGGACCUGAAAAAGUUGUUGGACUUAACUCAGCGUCAGCAUGAGGAGGGCAUCCAGGACAUGAGGCAUAAGUACCAACAGCAGAUGGAGAACCUCAGCGAAGAGAUCGAGACAGUCAGGAAGGGCAAGAAUGUGAUGGAGAAGAGCAAGACGACUCUGGAAGCCGAGAACCAGGACCUUGCUAAUGACCUGAAGCAGGUCCAGAUGGCCAAGCAGGAGUCUGAGCGGAAGAGGAAGCAGGCUGAGCAGCAGCUGCAAGAGACCUCCAUUAAGCUGCAGGAGCUGGACCAGGGCCGAGGCGAGACUAUCGAGAAGGUGACGAAGCUGGCCACAGAACUAGACACCACCGGCCAGCAGCUGGAGCAGGCGGAGACCAAGGCUAUGCAGCUGAGCUCCAAGGUGUCCAGUCUGGAUGCCCAGUUGGCUGAUUCUCAGGAUCUAAUGCAAGAGGAGACUCGUCAAAAACUGUCUGCCCAAUCCAAAUUACGUCAGGCUAAUGAUGAGAUCGGCCAGCUUGCAGACAGACUUGAGGAGGAGGAGGAAUCUAAGAAGAAUCUGGAGAGGCAAUUGGGAGAAGCUAAUAACAAGAUGGUUGACAUGAAGAAGAAGUUUGAAAAUGAUACUGCUAAUGCUGAGGCCUUGGAGGAGGUGAGGAAGAAGGCUGCCCGUGACAUGGAUGCUCUACAGGCUCAACUUGAGGAGGCUCGCACACAGAAUGAGAGGCUGGACAAGUCCCGCAAGAAGCUGCAAGCUGAGGUGGAGGACCUGACAAUAGAGCGUGACAGUCAGAGGUCCACUACCAGUCAGAUGGAGAAGAAACAGCUCAAGUUUGACCAGAUGCUGAAUGAAGAGAAGGCUAUCUCAGAAAGACUUGCAGCUGAACGUGACGGCAUUGAGCCCGAGAGUCGGGAUAAGGAGACAAGGAUCUUGAACCUGAACCGGGACCUAGAAGAAUUGAGAGAGAGGCUAGAGUCUUCCGAGAGGCAGAAGCAACAACAGGCCAGGGAGCUUGACGAUCUCAUGUCCUCCAAGGAUGAUGUUGGCAAAAAUGUGCAUGACCUGGAGAAGGCCCGGCGGCAGCUGGAGCAACAGGUGGAUGAACAGAAGACUCAGAUUGAGGAGCUGGAAGAUGAGCUGCAGCUCUCAGAGGAUGCCAAACUCCGACUCGAGGUCAACAUGCAGGCCCUCAGAGCUCAGUAUGACCGCGACAUGCAGGGUCGGGAUGACCUGGUGGAUGACGCCAAGAAGUCUAUUCUUAAGCAGUUGCGAGAAAUGGAAGCCGAAUUGGAAGAUGAACGCAAACAGAGAUCGCUUGCCACAAGUGCUCGCAACAAGCUGAUGGGUGACCUGAAAGACCUUGAAGGUCAGUUAGAGAUGUCCAACAAGGUGAAGGAUGAUGCUGUGAAGCAAUACAAGCGGGCCCAGUCUCAGUCGAAGGAGUAUCUGCGUGAGCUGGAUGAGUUGCGGAUAUCCCGGGAAGAGAUGGCAAACAGCUUUAAGGACAAUGAGAGGAAGAUCAAGAACCUUGAGGCAGAGCUGCUGAAGGUGCAGGAGGAGUUAUCCAUGGCUGAAAGGGCAAGGAGGAACGCGGAGGGAGAGCGUGAUGAACUCGCAGAUGAACUCACAACACUAGCAAGUGGAAAGAAUGCAUUCCUUGAUGAGAAGCGUCGCCUGGAGGCUCGUAUCAGCGAGUUGGAGGACGAGCUGGAGGAUGAACAUGGCAAUGCAGAGAUAAUGACAGAUAAGGCCAGGAAGGCAACUAUGCAGAUGGAGCAGAUGAGUGCCGAUUUGUCAUCUGAGAAGACACUUUCCCUAAAAUUAGAGAACCAGAAGUCUGCCCUAGAGAGGAAUAACAAGGACAUGAGAGACAAGUUAGCAGAACUGGAGGGACAGAACCGGUCUAGAACCAAGGCUACUAUUGCUGCCCUUGAGAGCAAGAUAGUCAAUCUAGAGGAGCAGAUCGAAAUCGAAGCCAAGGAACGUGCAACAUUGGCGAGAUCAGGUCGGAAAUUGGAGAAGAAGCUGAAGGAGUUAGUGUUGCAGGCUGAAGACGAGAGGAGACAUGCUGACCAAUAUAAGGAACAGCUUGACAAGGUGAACAACCGAGUGAAGGCAUUGAAACGCCAGUUAGAUGAAACAGAAGAGGAGGUAGCACGUCUCAACUCUCAGAAACGUAAACUACAGAGAGAUAUCGAUGAGCAGAUGGAACAAAACGAAGUGGCAUCUCGAGAAAUCUCACAGUUAAGAAAAUUCAGGCCUUCCUCUCGAAGCACGACGACAGCCCGCCAGGUUAUUCAAUCAAUCAAGACUCAGGCAGCCGAGGAAGAAGAUGACGAUGAAUCAGAGCAGAAUCAGUCUGAAACCUGAGCUGACUCGUAUCCCAUGCAUAGUAUAUAUGAAUAUAUAUAUAUCCUAACUGUGCUGGUUACUAAGCCACCAGCCAUUCCAAUAGUUGUCCAUAUUAUGCAUUAUAUUAACUAUUGUAUCUCUACUUGAUAUAACAUGACAUUACCAUCAUAUACUGCUUUAAUAAUCAAGUUAAUCUUUUAAAUUGUCCAUUAUGCUUAUGUUAUGAUGCUGUUAUUUUCUGUCUGUACGUUCGAAGAGAUCAACAGAGAAUUUGUUUUAGAAUGGAAAAAACCAAUGAGAUAAUGUUUAAGUAGGUUUGAAUGUUUACUUUUUGGAGACGGCACAUGCAAACGUGGGCUUAUUUUCGAUGAGAUGUGGUAAUGAUUGUUAAUUUCAGACUUUAAUCAGAAUUGUACUAUAGUAUGGAGAAAUUUAUUGUUAUGGGUUUCUGUUACGGAUAUGGUGGCAUUUGAGAGAUAUCAAAUAGACCUUGUCAAGGCAUUGUUCAGACAUCCAGGAACGUAUGUGACCUGUUGGCACUCUAGUGUAGUUUCCAUCAAUAGCACAGCAAUAAGUCUACUUUUCUUCUGUUGCUUACUGAAUCGUCUGUUGGGACUGAUGAAUAAUUCAACAAUAUUCUUGUCAAAUUUCCAAACAAAUUACCAAUAUUUCAGUGGUAUGUGUCAGUGAAUCAUCAUGGUUUAAAACUUAUGAAUGAUUUGUUCAGUUACAGUUUGUAACGAAGUUUACUGUGUCAUUUUGACCUUUGUUGUACCAUUGUAUAUUUCCAUGAAAAGAUUCCAGGUUGCUGACAGUGGGUUUUUGUUGUCUUUACUGCGACAAUUUUUCAUGGAAUAGUGAUAAAGCAGUGUACUUACUUGAUGUUUACCCCUAGAAUGAAGACACAGGCUUCUGCUUACGUGAGCGUGGUGUCUGUGGCAGUGCCUCUUGCCCGAGAUAUAGAGAACCAUUUAUGUGCUUGAAAUGAAUCAGAUUGUGUAUUUUGCCCCAAGAGAGUUAUUGUCCAUGUGACUGUUUGAAAUAGUGAACUUUUUGUUCUGAUGGAAAACACUUUUUGAAUUUCAUAUGGGCUUUGCUUGCAACUAUUGAAUUUCACUUUAUAUUUAGGGAUGCAGUCUUUGUUUAGCUGUUUUGUUUUGGUACAAUGCUAUUUAUCAUAUCACUGUUUGUACAUUUCCAUGCAGUCUUUAUAUGACAAAUUGAUACAAGCCAUAAUCUUGACUGAACUAUCCUAAGGGACAGCUAGCCACCUCAAAAUAUAUAUCAUGAAAUAGACAAUAGAGCAAUGAUAGUUGUUACAACCAUUUGCAAAAACAUCAGUAUUUGAUAUAAACUUCAAAAUUGAAGAACAGAGGUACUUGUAUCUAAAACAUCCACUUUAUGUUGACGAGGAUAUUUUAUUGAUAUGGUAUCGGGGUUGCUCUGUAUCAGUUGCAAUCCCCAGUUUGAUGUGAACUUACCUCUGUGAAAGAACACAUACUGUUUUUUAGAUGUAGAUUAAAUAGUUGCUAAGCAUUUGUUGUGCACCCUCAGUGUCAAUAUAAGAUGACUAAUGUAAGAAUGGUAAUUUCAUUAACAUGGGGUGUCAGCUGGUUAAACAGGUGGGAGAUCUGGCUAUGGUUAGUCUUGUGCAGUGCUUGAAUAAUGUGUAAAUAACUUUUCUAUGUUUAAUUGUUCACUAACAGAGAACAGAUUUUAGAUGAAUAUUUUUGUACAUUCUACGCAAUCAUUUGACACCAGAUUUUUUCAGUGAAACACGCCUCUGCUGCCUUUGUUGUUUAGGAUAUAAUUAGGCCAAACAUAGAAAAUUUGUAAAAGUGUAGUUGUAAUGAAAUUAAUAAACGUGCAUACCAAUGGGAACAAAUUAUGUAUCAUAGCUGAUUGCCACCACAGCAGUGGUGGUUUGAAUGAGCAGGUACUCUUUUGAGUAUGCUGUUUUCAAGGGAUCAAAAUUCUUUUAUUAAGUGUUUCUAUUGAGCCAGUCAGCAGUUGAUUUAAUCUCAGUGAUAUAUGAUGUUAUGUACCAGUUUCCAGAUGGAUUUGAUAAGAUUGCUUGGCAUUGAAUACUAUGAUGUAUGCUUGGCUGAUACACAAAAAAAUCUUAAAUAAAAUAACUAUUGAAAAUG